AUGUUUUGUUUGAAAUAUUUUGGGGUGAUAUUCAUUGACUCGAAUAAUGAUAACGACAUGUGCCAAAACAUUUACUCCGUUAUUUUAUUUACCACUUUCAUAAUAAUUGCGAUCAUGACACCUUACGUUACACUUGAGUUUGAUGAUUGGUCGACCGCAUUGUCUACGUCUAUGUCACAGUUAAUAUGUAUUACAGUGAACAUUUCUUCAUUUAUAUCAAGAAUAAUUGUUCUGUACAACGUCAAGUACAAAAAAUAUCAAAAGUAUAAGACGACAUUAGAAGGAUUUGAGAUUUAUAUACCAAUGAACACAGUCGCUUUGAAACACAUCAAGUAUUUUUCUUUUACCGUGAUUUUCUUGUGCUUGAUUACUAUCUUACCUAUAAAUAGCUUAAAAUUGUUUUACCUGUUCCAUAACCACACCAAUCUCAUUUUAAUGACUACAUAUUUUUUUUUAUAUUACGUCCAUAACCUGAGCAUGGCUUUUACGGAAUUGCACUUUGCCAUCCAGUGUUUUGUGGUGUACACGAAGUAUCGAGAUAUAAACGAGGAGUUAAUUCAAAUAAACGAUGAACAUAACUUUUACAACUUUAAUGUACGAUAUCCGUUCAUUGCUAGCCAAAUGGCAACUCCAGGAAAAAGUGAUGAUCCGACGCAACCUCGUGUAAUCAUAUACGAAAAAGAUUUUUACUGUUCAAAGGACAAAAUAAGUCCUUUGGCGAACACUAUCGAAGUUUUGAGGAUAAAACACUGGUUAAUUCGAGAAGCAGUCAAUGACCUCAAAUAUUUGUUUGACUUUCAAAUUAGUCUAUCGAUGAUUUGUAUAAUCACUUCAACACUAUUAGACAUAUAUACGCAUGGAUUUUAUUCGAAUCCAUAUUACAGUUUAUUUAACAAGCCAGUAUUUCGAUCCAGUAUUCUAUUUUGUGGGUGGAUGCUUCAAUAUUCUUUCAGGUUUUGCAUCAUCGUUAUCACAGCACACACUGCAACUAAACAGGCGGUUAAAAUAAAAAAGUAUAUAACAGAAAUGAACAAUCGAUAUUUAGAUUUAAGUACAAAAGAAGAGCUACACUUAUUCUAUAAUCAAUUAUCCAUUUGUUCACCGCAGUUCACAGUCUUUAAAAUUUUCACUAUAAACAAUGGUAUAAUAACUUCGGCAAUGGCUGCUGGUUCAACAUACAUCCUAAUAUUGGUACAAAUUCAUUCAGACAAAUAAAUUUAUUAGGAGUAAAUUUUUAGAUGAAAACUAUUUGUUCAAAAUUAAAUAAAAUACAGAUUCAACAAACAAAUUUUUUCCAUUUAUUGAACUGAAGACAUGUAAUUCACUAUUAGAGCUGACAUGAAAAUCAAGACCUACGACCAACGACAGUAACAGUACACAACUCAAUGUUAAAAUAAAAUCUAUUUUUGCUUAUUAAUUUAACUAUAAAAUAAAUAGUACUAAAUUAAUCAAGUU
Rhopalosiphum padi (bird cherry-oat aphid) is the source of this 1455-nucleotide messenger RNA. RefSeq lists its product as uncharacterized. The transcript is spliced from 5 exons. The record is from RefSeq and is a predicted model, not a curated record. The coding region runs from base 1 to 1215 and encodes 404 amino acids. Lineage: Eukaryota; Metazoa; Arthropoda; Insecta; Hemiptera; Aphididae. Gene Ontology annotation, cellular component: dendrite; axon; membrane. Gene Ontology annotation, biological process: sensory perception of taste.